GACUUGGUAUGGCGACGCCGUUGGGGAUGUCAAUGUAGGGCAGUAUCAGGAAUGGUUGUACCUGCAGAGACUCCUCCUUGUAGGGAGGGAACUGGGGGACCGAGAGUACGGGGCCGAUGUUGUGCUCCCACAGAUUAUUGCUCUGCCCUCCUCAACUUAUGUCCCUUUCCUGGGCGCCGGGAGCGCAUUUUGGAAUAUAAACACAAACCUCCUCGCCCCACCUCGCAUCUCUCUCACUCUCUCCAUCUCGCCCGCUCACUCAAUUUGGACCGAGUCGUUUCCUUCUUCCGUCAAGCAUCCCCUUUUGUUUUCUCCUUCCUUUCAUUACGAGCAGGGCCUCGACAUCUUCUUGCGCACCCUCUCAGUAUACUCUCCUAGUCUCAAUUAUACACUCUCUUGCGAGCAAGACUUUCUCUCUUUCCUUCGUCCUUUACCGACUUUUUGCUUUUCCCGCUGAGCGGCGUCCAAUCGGUCAUUAUUCAAAGCAGUCCAAGUAUAUCCAUCCAUUGGAGUAAUCUAGCUUAUAUCAAUCAAACCGCAUUCUUGAGAAGAAGCAGAAGAAGAAGAAAAUCAAAGAAUAUGAGGCACUCUUCAGCAAUUUCAAUCCUCUCCGCUAUCGGUGGCGCUUUGGCUACCAACCAUGUGGUGUCAUACCCUGGGUCGGCGCAGAGUUCUCCCUAUGCAGUAUCGGCUACGUACACAACCUACGAUCCCGCUCCGGUUCACACAACGGCUGCGGUAACGAACAAGGCCACAUAUGUCGCCAGUAUGGUUCCCCCGGUCGCGUCUGGUGGUCCGAUGACACAUACUGUGGGUUUAAUCCAUCCCCUCCAGUGGGAACGAUGCCCUAGCGGGGGUUAGCCCUGAACAAAUUGUACUGGUACUGAUGUCGGAUAGGUCACCGUGGGCGGUAUGGCCGGCCUUAUCUAUAAUCCUAGUCAGGUGAUGGCGCAAGUUAACGACGUCGUCAACUUCGUCUUCAUGAGCCAGAACCAUACUGUCACUCAGUCGAGCUUCGACAAGCCUUGCAACAAGCUGUCCCCCGAUGCCUUUGACUCCAACUUCAUGCCGAAUCCCAACAACACCAUGAACCCUGCUCCCACAUUUAAGUACACCGUUACCGCCAAGGAGCCCACAUGUAAGCCUGUCGAUCCUGGUUUGGACAUUCGGGAUGCUAAUGAAACCAGGGUGGUACUGCAAGCAGAGAACUGGUAACCAUUGCGGAAUGGGAAUGGUCUUCGCCAUAAACCCAACUGCAGAGAAAUCCUUCGAGAUCUUCAAGGCCAAUGCCAUCAAGAUCAACGGAACAGCAGCAUCGACCACCGGUGCCGCAGCCACGGGGUCUGCUGUCUCCAGCACUGUCACCCUCAUUGGUGGCGGUGGGACCACCGGUGCCGGUGCCAUUACCAGUGUUAAUGGUGGGGCUGUGCCCACAGGAUCUGCUGCUGCGCCAAUCGUCACCGGAUGGAACCAAGGCGCCUCUGGUGCCGCUUGCAACUGCGCUUGCUUCUGUGGUGUUGGCGCUUACCCUGCUGGGGACGGUGUCGGAGCCUAUGGUGGCGUGGGAGGUAAAUAUUACUCUGCGACUCGAUUGUUUUCUACCGUGUAUUAA
Messenger RNA from Tuber aestivum (summer truffle), 1612 nucleotides. The record is from the annotation of a GenBank genome assembly. NCBI's taxonomy places the organism in Eukaryota, Fungi, Ascomycota, Pezizomycetes, Pezizales, Tuberaceae.